CCGCCCGAGCAACUCGCCGCCUUCUGGGUGAUCGAGGUCGACGACGUCCUCUGCGCCCACUGUCACCUGCUCGUGGACCUCGGGGCCAAGCUGCGGGGCUUCCUGGAGCAGUGUGCGCCCGCCUGGGAGAGCGCCGGCGAGCGCGAGCGCCGCAAGCUGAACGGCACUCUCGUUUCUAGUGAAAUGAUCCAGCAAUUUCAGAAGACAAAGUACGUCCACGAACCCAAAAUGCCGUGUUCUUCGGUUGCCAAAGGACCACCAUCACCAGAGCUGCCGGAACCACCCCCAGGUCAAGUGACCUACCAGGUCCUCUGCCGGAACAAAGACUUUCUGAUAUCACCACGGCUGAUUGAGAUCGAAGGCACAGCCGGCCUCAAGUCGGUGCCGCUCUGCCUGAGCGUCGCCGGCGUGUCGCCCGGCUGGCACGCGGCCGAUAUCGUUCUCAGCUGUCCCAAGUUCAGUGACGUUAUCACCGCCAGGGUGGCCGUGCUGGUCAGCAAGAGCAGCCCAGCGUGAA
Pollicipes pollicipes is the source of this 517-nucleotide messenger RNA. RefSeq lists its product as uncharacterized. The record is from RefSeq and is a predicted model, not a curated record. The transcript has 3 exons. Bases 184 to 516 code for a protein of 110 amino acids. Lineage: Eukaryota; Metazoa; Arthropoda; Thecostraca; Pollicipedomorpha; Pollicipedidae.